GCAAGUUGGUUAUCUUGUUAUGAGACUCGUGCCAUUCCCCACUGCUUUGUCUCAACACAGAUCCUGAAACAGCAGAGUGCAACCACCUGCCUCAAAGGUUUCUCACUGCAGAGCCUUACCACAUUCACGAUGCAUCUUGAAAGGUGAGCACUGCAUGGUUCCUACAGUUUGCAGCUCUCAAAACUUCCUUCUGCAGACUUUCUAAGCUUUGCUCUGCCACCGCGACACAGUAUGGAAGCCAUCGCCAAGUUUGAUUUCAGUGCUUCUGGAGAGGAUGAGUUGAGCUUCCAGGCUGGGGAUAUGCUGAAGGUUUUGAGCUCCCAGGAAGAGUGGUACAAGGCUGAACUCAGAAGUCAAGAGGGCUAUGUUCCUAAGAACUUCAUUGAUUUUCACGUUCCCCCCUGGUUUGAUGAGAGGAUAUCCCGCCACGAAGCAGAGAACGUCCUCAUGAGCAAAGGAGUUGGCUCUUUCAUUGUCCGAGCCAGUCAGAACUCUCACGGUGACUUCUCCAUCUCUGUCAGGCAUGAAGAUGAUGUGCAACACUUCAAAGUGAUGAGGGAUUCAAAGGGUAACUAUUACUUGUGGACAGAGAAAUUCCACUCACUAAACAAGCUGGUGGACUACUACAAGACAACUUCAAUCUCCAGGCAGAAGCAGAUCUUCCUGAGGGACAACAGCCGAGAAGAGAAGGAGAGGCGUGUUGGAAGCCUGGAACGGAUGGGCCGGGAAGGAUUUCACCUGGGCGGAGCAGCUGGAGAAGAUCAUUCUUCUAUAGCCAAGAGAUAUGUAGAGCAUCCUAUCCCCAUACUGCUGCAGCAACAGGAUAGGUAUGGCGGGAGUCUGGACAGGAAAGAUGGGCUGCAUGGAUUAAGGGAUCACAGCCAAGGGAGUGCAGCAGCUAUGCAACGGAGACACACAGACCCACUGCACCAGCCGACACCGCGAACGCUAUGGGUCCGUGCCUUGUACGACUUUGAUGCUGUGGAGCAUGACGAGCUGGGCUUCCGCAGUGGAGACAUCUUAGAGGUCCUGGACAGCUCCAACCCAUCAUGGUGGAAAGGACGUCUGCGUGGGGAACUGGGUCUCUUCCCUGCCAACUAUGUCACACCGGUGCCCCUGUGAGGGCACAGUAUGCCCCGGAGGGCUAUAUUGGAGCUGCUCUUCUGACAUGACAGGGACAGAGACAGAGUGCAUCUUCCCUUGCCCCCAGGACAUACGGCGUUUUGUUUUUGUCUUAAUUUAUUGGCAAUUGAUCUUUUGAAAUGUUGGUAUGAAAGGGAACCCUUUGAAGAGGAUAGGAAUUUUUUCCCCUAUUUUUCACAUCCAUGAAGGGAAGGGAGCAAAAAUCCUGGACUGUUCAUUGAGACCUUGCUGGAUCCUCCCUGCCCUGUCACUUCUUUGGCUAAGUAUUGAUAACUUCCUGCAAUUAGGUUUGUUCUGUGGAAAUGCACCUCAGACAAGUCAGGCUUCAGUAUUCAGGUAGCCCUACCCAUUCCUUUUGGAUCUGGUAGCACCCAGUAUCUUCAGGCUCCAUUUCACCUUUCUUUCAGAGACUGGAGGAACACCCAGGUGAAUUAAAUGAUCGUUGGUAACCAUGUUAAACCUUCAGGUAGGGAGGGAAAGUGAGGGGGCCUUAGGCUGAGGUGCAAGGCAAGCGUGACUUUUCUAAAUAGUUUCUGGCUUACCUCUCUAGUACUUUCUGUGGGUACGGACUGUAUGGAUACACCAGACGAAGGGAAAGGAUCCUGUAAGCUUUUGCACAACCAGUGGUGAAGGUAUGGGAGGGUGCAAAGCUACGUUCUUCUUCUGAUAGUCCUUCCUUCUGCACCUCAUAACAACAUGUCCCAUUUUCAAGCUGCUCUCUGAGGUACCUACCCUUCUGUUAGACAUCGUGGUUAGAGCAGGUCGGGCCCUUCAGCUAAAUUAAUACCCACUGGAUCGGAUAACAAUAUCCCUCACUGGUUCCUUUUGUAAAACUGAAUUGGGGAGGGGUUGGAGAGAAGAGGUUUUUCUGGUUUGGUGGCAGAAGUUCUUUCCCUGAGAAUGUGAGGUGUUCGGGAUCGCUGUGUACACAGCUCUGACUUGCUAGUGGAAUGCCUCAUCCAACAGGUUAAGCUGUUACUUUACAGUAUGCAGAGAAUAAAAUUGUGGCCAUCAUAAUAGUCUGUUCUCUGAUCCAGUUUCUUUUGGAUGAAAUAAGGUAAAUGAGUAGGUUUUCAAAUCAUUGCCGAGUGAAUGCCCAGAUGUGAUGCAACCAUACUGCAAAUGCACAUUUAAAAUGAACCAAACCCUGUGAAGGAGAGACUGCUGCAUAACCGCUGCUCAGGCAAAUUGAUAUUAAACAAGAUGCCUGAAUUUUUCACAACAUGCGGGGCCACCGCAGUCAGCAAGGAUUUAUCAUUCUUAGGAAAGAAAGAAAAGGCAAGUGAAAAACUCUAAAAACAAAUCCAACCCAGCAAGAAGAAUGUUCUUAU
Egretta garzetta (little egret) is the source of this 2474-nucleotide messenger RNA. It is a transcript of the gene GRAP2, whose product is annotated as GRB2 related adaptor protein 2. NCBI's taxonomy places the organism in Eukaryota, Metazoa, Chordata, Aves, Pelecaniformes, Ardeidae. The coding region runs from base 232 to 1122 and encodes 296 amino acids. The record is from RefSeq and is a predicted model, not a curated record. The transcript is spliced from 9 exons. Gene Ontology annotation, molecular function: protein binding.